Molecule: messenger RNA, 621 nt
Organism: Aspergillus fischeri NRRL 181
Lineage: Eukaryota; Fungi; Ascomycota; Eurotiomycetes; Eurotiales; Aspergillaceae
Exons: 2
Coding region: 1-621 (206 amino acids)
Source: RefSeq, a predicted model, not a curated record
AUGGGAUUUCUUUUUUCAGAGGAAGAGGAAUCGAGGGAGUGGGACAACGAGGAGGUAUUGCUGAAAGCCGCAGCCGAGAACGACAAAACUACUGGCAAAUUGAAGGUUGUAUACACGCUAGAGCUGAAUAAUAUCGGCAAGGACAGCGCCAUACGCACGCAGUGGAGCCUGGUGAACUGGAAAUACCUAGAGGAGACUAAUUUUAAGGAGUGGACUCGUGACAUGGACAAAGAAAGCGUGAGGCUGUGGAUGCGGGAACAGACGUUUCUGCAGCGCACCGAGAAGGGAUAUGAAUAUAUUGGAGAGCAUCCUAAGGAUCGGGUGGACUUUGACGACAAAGAAUACCUUUUGCAUCCUACCACAAUCGUCUCAUCCCCAGAGGAUGACAAUUCUGCUGAUGCUGUGGUGGCUGGCAAAGUCGCUAUUAAGGCCACCCGAAAGUACGGCCUGGGUUGUCUUCCACAUAUCACGCUUCGCAUUAAUGUCGACCAGCUUCAUCUUGUCCUUGCGGUGCCCUGUGACGGGGCUAGAGAGAGGGACGGUGACGAUAGCGAGCAAUUUGACCUGUACCAAGAAAACUUAGUUCUUGCCUUCGCCCGCGGAGGAGGUCAGGAUCCAUAA